UAGCAGCCUUACAUAAUGGAAAUGAGUAGUUUAUUUCUUGAUGUUUGUGUCUCUCCUCAGAGGAGCGGUGUGGAGUUCAACACAGAUCCUUCUAAUGGAGCUCAAAUCGACGCUUGUUGUGUGAUGGAGCAGAAAGAUGAAGGAGGUCAGCAGAUUGAUUCACCGUGUGGCAUCCAAACCCAGCCGGGACAAGCUGGACUCUGCGAGAAGCACUACAGGGAGUACCUGGUGAGUCUGAUCAACGCUCACUCUCUGGACCCCGCUCCGCUAUACGACGCCAAGGAGCUGACCCGGGCCUGCGAGAGAUACCAGGUGGACACGCAGAGAGGAGAGAACGAGGACGACCACGCUUACCACGCUCGACUGCUCAAGAAACUUAUGGAGGUCCCUCUCGGAGAAAAAGUUCCUCGAAACAA
Micropterus dolomieu (smallmouth bass) is the source of this 416-nucleotide messenger RNA. RefSeq names its product E3 ubiquitin-protein ligase RNF31-like. Gene Ontology annotation, molecular function: K63-linked polyubiquitin modification-dependent protein binding; K48-linked polyubiquitin modification-dependent protein binding; linear polyubiquitin binding. Gene Ontology annotation, biological process: protein linear polyubiquitination. Gene Ontology annotation, cellular component: LUBAC complex. The record is from RefSeq and is a predicted model, not a curated record. Lineage: Eukaryota; Metazoa; Chordata; Actinopteri; Centrarchiformes; Centrarchidae.